GUGCGUUUUAGUAUUUAUUGCUGUGACGGUAAAUUCAGCGUAUAAGCCACACACAUGCAGUUGUACGAUAGUCACUUUUUUUUAUACGACGUGUGUCCUGUUCUGUGCGGCCAACUCCGUCGUGUCGAUAAUAUUUUUAAAAACGCGUAUACUACGAAACUUAAAUGAAAUAUGUUAUUUUUUCAACAAAACAAUUGAUAAUUGCAAGUUUUCGAAAAUCGACUCAGUGUUUUCUUGGUGACAACGUUCUACAUCAAAGUGAGUCUGUCGUUUAAUAGACAAUUUUUGAACAAUGAAGCUAGUAAUGUUACAACUAUUGAUCAUAAUGGGAUCAAUUAUUCAGAAUGUUUCUUCCUACAACAUAUUAGCAAUAUUCCCAUUUAGCGCUAAGAGCCACUUUUAUAUGUUCCAAAUGAUAUCUGAGGCACUAGCAGCAAGAGGACAUAACAUUACUGUUGUCAGUCACUUUCCUAAAACAUCCAUCAACACAAAACAAGGAGAUUGGAAAGGAGUUUACAAUGAUUAUAGCAUCAAAGAUAGUGUACCAAUAUAUGAAAAUUUGACAACUGAACUUGUGAUUGGGAAUGGUUUUAUUAGAGAAAUGUUGGUAAUCCUUGACGAUGGAAUAGACAACUGUGAAGGAGUCAUGUCUUCGGGUCGUUUAAAUGAUUUGAUGAGAACAAAAACAAAGUACGAUCUCGUCAUAGUCGAGAUAUUCAACACCGCAUGUUUUGUAUCGGCCGCCAGUCGUUUUGGAGCUCCGUUGAUUGGAGUAACUUCGACCAGUUUUUAUCCAUGGUAUAGUGAUAUGAUGGGCAACAUUAUCAACCCAUCGUAUAUACCUGUCAACCUGUUACCGUUUACCACUCGAAUGCCAUUUGUCGAACGGCUCAUAAACACCAUAACGCUAUCAAUCAUUAGGCUGAUGUAUUUGUUCAAAUACAAACCAAAUGCGCAGGCAAUCGUUGAUAAAUACUUGGGAAAGGCCCACGAAAACAAAUCAAAAGGUAUUGACGCUGUGAACGCUGUGAUUAUGAAUACGCACUUUACAUUUAGCGAUCCAAGACCAAAUACACCUGGCAUCAUUCAAGUCGGAGGAUGUACUUUCAAAACUCCCAAAUCGCUACCACAAGAUCUGGAGCAAUACAUAACGAGUGCCACACGCGGUAUCAUUUACUUUUCAAUGGGUUCUAUCUUAAAAGGCGCAUCAUUACCGGCUGACCAAGCACAAGCAUUCCUUGGGGCGUUCAAUCGACUACCACCUGGUUAUAAAGUACUUUGGAAAUGGGAAGAUGAUCCACCAUUUGGCUUCCGACAAGAUAUCAUAAAGUUUGUUUCAUGGACGCCUCAAUUUGACGUUUUAAAUCACCCCAAUGUCAAGCUAUUCAUAUCGCACUGUGGGUUGUUGGGAAUUUUAGAUGCACUUUACUCAGGUGUACCUAUUAUGGGUAUCCCUAUGUUUGCUGACCAGUUUUCUAAUAUGAACUACAUUAUCGAAAAAGGAUGUGGAAAACAUUUAGAAUAUGACAUGAUUAAUGAAGAUGUUGUAUAUAAUAAAAUUAUUGAUAUGCUGAGUGACAAAAGAUAUUCGACCAAUGCAAAACGAUUGUCGACUCUGUUCAAAGACCGUCAGAAUAAUCCUCUACAAGAAGCAUUAUUUUGGAUCGAAUACGUGGCAAAAUACGGGGGACAUCUUUUAAAGCCCUCCGAGUUGCCUUGGUAUUUGCUGUUUUCAAUGGAUAUUAUAAUCCUAAUCUCUAUUAUCUUUACGAUGGUCAUUUAUUUGAUAAGAAAUUCAUUACAUAUCACAUGGUCAAUGACUCAACGACUUUGGUCUAAGUCGUCAUUACAAAAAGCCAAAACAAAAUAGAAAAUUCAUUUUUUUUUUUUACUUAUAGAUAAUACUCUUUUAUUUAUUGUUGAUAACUCUCAUUUCCAGCGACACACUUGAGUAACGCUAACACCUUAUAAUUGUGUUAACUGUAUUACUUUAUUAAACGUUUUUUGUUUACAAUG
Molecule: messenger RNA, 2016 nt
Organism: Daktulosphaira vitifoliae (grape phylloxera)
Lineage: Eukaryota; Metazoa; Arthropoda; Insecta; Hemiptera; Phylloxeridae
Product: UDP-glycosyltransferase UGT5-like
Exons: 7
Coding region: 293-1870 (525 amino acids)
Molecular function (GO): UDP-glycosyltransferase activity
Source: RefSeq, a predicted model, not a curated record